Messenger RNA from Sus scrofa (pig), 2812 nucleotides. It is a transcript of the gene VPS16, whose product is annotated as VPS16 core subunit of CORVET and HOPS complexes. Gene Ontology annotation, cellular component: lysosomal membrane; HOPS complex; endosome. Lineage: Eukaryota; Metazoa; Chordata; Mammalia; Artiodactyla; Suidae. The record is from RefSeq and is a predicted model, not a curated record. Gene Ontology annotation, molecular function: actin binding. Gene Ontology annotation, biological process: intracellular protein transport; endosomal transport; vacuole fusion, non-autophagic.
UGGAGCCCGCACUAGGCGGGUGUCCGCUCCGCGCUGGCCAGCCACCUCCUGCACUGGCCAUGGACUGCUACACCGCGAACUGGAACCCGCUCGGGGACUCUGCCUUUUACCGGCACUACUCACUCAAUCCCUCUAAAACUGAGUUCAUUAUCAACAGGCGUUGAGCUGGACCCCUGGAUAUAAAACCCAUAACCAGACUCCAGGAAAUAUGAGCUGUAUAGCAUGGACUGGGACCUGAAGGAAGAACUCAGGGACUGCCUGGUGGCCGCUGCACCCUAUGGGGGCCCCAUUGCACUGCUGAGGAACCCCUGGCGGAAGGAGAAGGCUGCCAGCGUGCGGCCGGUGCUCGAGAUCUACUCGGCUUCCGGCAUGCCUCUGGCCAGUCUGAUGUGGAAGAGCGGGCCCGUGGUGUCCCUGGGCUGGUCGGCUGAGGAGGAGCUGCUCUGCGUGCAGGAGGACGGCGUCGUGCUGGUGUACGGGCUUCACGGUGACUUCCGGAGACACUUCAGCAUGGGCAACGAGGUGCUCCAGAACCGGGUUCUAGAUGCCCGCAUCUUCCAUACCGAGCUUGGUUCUGGGGUGGCCAUCCUCACAGGGGCCCACCGCUUCACCCUCAGCGCCAACGUGAGCGACCUCAAACUCCGCCGGAUGCCAGAGGUGCCAGGUCUGCAGAGUGCACCCUCGUGCUGGACCACGCUGUGCCGGGACCGAGUGGCACACAUUCUUCUGGCCGUGGGACCUGAUCUUUACCUCCUGGACCACGCGACCUGCUCCCCAGUGACACUCCCCGGCCUGGCCCCAGGAGUGAGCAGCUUCCUGCAGAUGGCUGUCUCCUUCACCAGCCGGCAUCUGGCGCUCUUCACAGACACAGGCUACAUCUGGAUGGGCACGGCAUCCUUCAAGGAGAAGCUGUGUGAGUUCAACUGCAACAUCCGGGCCCCCCCGAAACAGAUGGUCUGGUGCAGCCGUCCUCGCAGCAAGGAGAGGGCUGUUGUGGUGGCCUGGGAGAGGCGGCUCAUGGUGGUGGGUGACACACCUGAGAGCAUCCAGUUUGUGCUGGACGAGGACUCCUACCUGGUGCCUGAGCUGGAUGGAGUCCGCAUCUUCUCCCGCACCACCCACGAGUUCUUGCACGAGGUUCCAGUGGCCAGUGAGGAGAUCUUUAAAAUCGCCUCGAUGGCCCCCGGAGCGCUGCUGCUGGAGGCCCAGAAGGAGUAUGAGAAAGAGAGCCAGAAGGCGGAUGAGUACCUGCGGGAGAUCCAGGAGCUGGGGCAGCUGCCCCAGGCUGUGCAGCAGUGCAUCGAGGCUGCAGGACAUGAGCACUGGCCAGACAUGCAGAAGAGUCUGCUCAGGGCGGCCUCCUUCGGAAAGUGUUUCCUGGACAGGUUUCCACCCGACAGCUUCGUGCGCAUGUGUCAGGAUCUUCGUAUACUCAAUGCCAUCCGGGACUAUCACAUCGGGAUCCCCCUUACCUAUAGCCAAUACAAGCAACUCACCAUCCAGGUGCUGCUGGACAGGCUUGUAUUGCGGAGGCUUUACCCCCUGGCCAUUCAGAUCUGUGAGUACCUGCGGCUUCCUGAGGUGCAGGGCGUCAGCAGGAUCCUGGCCCACUGGGCCUGCUACAAGGUACAACAGAAGGAUGUGUCUGAUGAGGAUGUUGCUCGGGCCAUUAACCAAAAGCUGGGAGACACGCCUGGCGUCUCUUACUCUGACAUUGCUGCACGAGCCUAUGGCUGUGGCCGCACGGAGCUGGCUAUCAAGCUGCUGGAGUAUGAGCCACGCUCUGGGGAGCAGGUACCCCUUCUCCUAAAGAUGAAGAGGAGCAAACUGGCACUAAGCAAGGCCAUCGAGAGCGGGGACACUGACCUGGUGUUCACGGUGCUGCUGCACCUGAAGAAUGAGCUGAACCGAGGAGACUUUUUCAUGACACUUAGGAAUCAGCCCAUGGCCCUGAGUUUAUACCGACAGUUCUGUAAACAUCAGGAGUUGGAGACGCUGAAGGACCUUUAUAACCAGGAUGACAACCACCAGGAGCUGGGCAGCUUCCACAUCCGAGCCAGCUACACGGCAGAGGAGCAUAUCGAGGGGCGAGUUGCAGCUCUGCAGAAGGCAGCCGAAGCCUUCAACAAGGCCAAGAACGACUUUGCAGCCAAGGCCACAGAGGAUCAAAUGCGGCUCCUGCGACUGCAGCGAUGUCUAGAAGACGAGCUAGGGGGCCGGUUCUUAGACCUGUCUGUACACGACACAGUCACCACCCUCAUCCUUGGUGGCCACAACAAGCGUGCAGAGCAGGUGGCACGUGACUUCCGCAUCCCUGACAAGAGGCUCUGGUGGCUGAAGCUAACCGCCCUGGCAGAUCUGGAAGACUGGGAGGAGCUAGAGAAAUUUUCUAAGAGCAAGAAAUCCCCCAUCGGCUACCUGCCCUUUGUGGAAAUCUGCAUGAAGCAACACAACAAAUAUGAGGCCAAGAAGUAUGCCUCCCGCGUGGGUCCUGAGCAGAAGGUCAAGGCCUUGCUUCUAGUUGGGGAUGUGGCUCAGGCUGCAGACGUGGCCAUCGAGCACCGGAACGAGGCAGAGAUGAGCCUCGUGUUGUCCCACUGCACCGGAGCCACAGACGGGGCCACGGUGGACAAGAUUCAGCGGGCCCGGGCACAAGCCCAAAAGAAGUGAGGAGCCCACCUGCUCGUCUCCCCAAGCCCUGAUCCUGGCAGAAAUGUCUCUGCUCAUCUAGCUCCGACCCCAGAGCAAAGCUGAAGAGCUGGGGUGGGAGCCAGUUCUGAUUGUAAAUAAAGUUGGAAUAUUUGAGAGUGUU